Messenger RNA from Plasmodium gallinaceum, 969 nucleotides. RefSeq names its product receptor for activated c kinase, putative. Gene Ontology annotation, biological process: rescue of stalled cytosolic ribosome; positive regulation of protein phosphorylation. The transcript is spliced from 2 exons. Gene Ontology annotation, molecular function: protein kinase C binding; translation regulator activity; ribosome binding. Gene Ontology annotation, cellular component: nucleus; cytosol. The record is from RefSeq and is a predicted model, not a curated record. Lineage: Eukaryota; Apicomplexa; Aconoidasida; Haemosporida; Plasmodiidae. The coding region runs from base 1 to 969 and encodes 322 amino acids.
AUGGAAAACAUAAAAGAAGCUGAAAUAUCUUUAAGGGGUGUUUUAGAAGGAGGACAUAGUGAUUGGGUAACUUCAGUAUCAACUCCUACUGAUACAAAAUUAAAAACUAUUGUUAGUGCUUCGAGAGACAAAAAAUUAAUUGUAUGGAAUAUAAAUACAGAUGAUGAUUCAGGAGAAAUCGGAACUGCAAGAAAAUCAUUAACUGGACACUCUCAAGCUAUAAAUGAUGUUUCCAUUUCAUCAGAUGGAUUAUUUGCAUUAUCUGGAUCAUGGGAUCAUUCUGUGCGUUUAUGGGAUUUAUCACUCGGAGAAACCAUUAGAUCAUUUAUUGGUCAUACUUCAGAUGUUUUUAGUGUAUCUUUUAGUCCUGAUAACAGACAAAUUGUAUCAGCUAGUAGAGAUAAAACAAUUAAGUUAUGGAAUACUUUAGCUCAAUGUAAAUAUACCAUAGCAGAUAAGCAACACACAGAUUGGAUAACAUGUGUUAGAUUUUCACCUUCACCAAAACAAGCAAUUAUUGUUUCAUGUGGAUGGGAUAAGUUAGUUAAAGUAUGGAAUUUAAAAAAUUGUGAUUUAAAUAAAAAUUUAGAAGGUCAUACAGGUGUUUUAAACACAGUUACCAUCUCUCCUGAUGGAUCCUUGUGUGCAUCAGGUGGUAAAGAUGGUGUAGCAAAAUUAUGGGAUGUAAAAGAGGGAAAACAUUUAUAUUCACUUGAAACUGGAUCAACUAUAAAUUCUCUAUGUUUUUCUCCAUGUGAUUACUGGCUUUGUGCAGCAACAGAUAGAUUUAUAAGGAUAUGGAAUUUAGAAAGCAAAUUAAUUAUUUCAGAAAUUUAUCCAAUUAAACAAUCGAAAAUAGGAGUACCUUGGUGUACUUCCUUAACAUGGUCAGCUAAUGGCCAAUUUUUAUAUUGUGGAUCAACUGAUGGAAAUAUUUAUGUCUAUGAAGUAAAAAAACAAGCUAUUUAA